Molecule: messenger RNA, 9875 nt
Organism: Podarcis lilfordi (Lilford's wall lizard)
Lineage: Eukaryota; Metazoa; Chordata; Lepidosauria; Squamata; Lacertidae
Source: the annotation of a GenBank genome assembly
CGGACAAGGGAGAGCGGCAUCCCAAUGCCCGAGCUCGCUCCCACAGGCGCCCGCAAACCACCGAGCGUCGAGGCGGGGACUCCCCGGAGCUCCGCCCCAGAAGCAGCUGCCGGUUGUUGCCUGGGCAGCUCCGCCUCUGGAUUGAAGGAGGGACUCGGGUGGGCCUGGUCCUCAUUCCCUUCUGCCCGGGAUCUUCCCGGCAUGAACAAGUCGGAGAUGGCGGACGAGGCGCUCUUCCUGCUGCUGCACAACGAGAUGGUGUCCGGGCUGUACCGCGCCGCCGAGCAGGGCGAUGGGGUGAGCGGGGGUUGCUCUGGCGGCUCCGGGGAGGCAUCCCGGCGCUUCCCCGUCGAAGGGAAGGGAGAGAGGCGGAGCCCGGGGGACGGCGCAGCCGGCGCUGUGGCCCGAGGAGGGUCCCUUUUUUAUAUUCCUUUUUUUAAACGAAGCUUUCCUAAAUCUGGAAUGCCUUCUCCUACCCAAAGCCUCAUAAUGGAGUCUCUGGUUUCGAAAUCUCUUCUCCUUAAAGCGCUGUGGUGGUUUGAGGGCCUGGCCAAGGGCUUCUGGCGUCUGAACAGAUUAAUCCGUGUUCAGUAUCCAGGUUUGGGGCUGGUUAUGGGCGAGUCCAGUGAUGAACAUGAACAGACUGCCCGAGAGAAAUGUGAUAAGCAUCACAUACAGUAUGUACCAAGUAAACUAGGGAUGAUCUAAAUUAAAAAUGUUUAUUACAUUCCCUCUGACCCACUAAUACAGGGGUCAGCAAACUUUUUCAGCAGGGGGCCGGUCCACUGUCCCUCAGACCUUGUGGGGGGCUGGACUAUAUUUUGAAAGAAAAAAAUGAACGAAUUCCUAUGCCCCACAAAUAACCCAGAGAUGCAUUUUAAUAAAAGAACGCAUUCUAUUCAUGUAAAAACACGCUGAUUCCCGGAUCAUCCACGGGCUGGAUUUAGAAGGCGAUUGGGCCGGAUCCGGCCCCUGGGCCUUAGACCCAUGCACUAAUACAAUGGGUUUCCCCCCCUGCAACAGCAUGCUUUGUGUUUGCAUAUAACUUUUUAAAAUGCUUCAGAAAUUCCUGUCAUCUUUAGUGUAACGUGUCCUUAAAUUUAGAAACAGCAUAGGCGUUUUAAAAUGGGCAGGAUUAGGACGACACAACAUUAUCCAUAAUUCAGUUAGGACAGACUGUUUGCAAUUAAAUUAGUGUGUUUAUUAAGCACACCUGGAGUCUGAAUUCAGCAGUACUUGUAGUGGGAUGAAACCCUGACUACUGUCUUUUUUUAUUCCACUUCAAGUACUUCAGAUUAUAAAAUUACAAAGAGUGUCUCAAAGUGUAUGUUUGUAGGACCCAGCUUAUUUUUAUGGUUGUAAGUUGUUUUAAAGUGUUUUUCAUAUUGUGUUUUAAUGCUGUAACCUGCCCCGAGACCUUAGAGUGAAGGGUGGGAAAUAGAUGAAUGACUGACUAGGGGUUUCUGUAAGAAUUCCUGCUCUAUGAUUGCAGACAUGGUGUUGUUGUCUAUGACAUGACGGUAUAUGUUUUGACUCCACAGAGUGGGAAGUGAAGGAAACAGGAUGUUUGUGUUACUGUGUUCUUUGAAGUUGGACUAUUGUCCUUUGUUCUUUUUCUCUUUGCUGUCUGAUGCUAGAGAGAGAGGGAGCCAUGUUGCAGUGCUCCAUGUGUGUUUAUAUGUAAAUAAAGUAGAUUAGCCAAAAUGCUGAGUUGCUGUGGUCUGUCGCGCAAGGUGCACGAACUCUACAGAUCCCUAAGUGUGCUGGUGUCGGUUGGCAUCGGUCGCUGUGAUGUUUGGGCUGAAAAAAGCUUAUGAAGCUCCCGAACGAUGGACCAGGAGGGAGGGAAGAUGCCAGUCGGGCAUGUGUCUCUGCCAGAGUCCUACUCGAGUGUAGGCUGAGCUCCUGACAGCCUCUGUUGCUUCAGACAUCGGUCAGAAAUUGGUCCUACUGCAAUGCAAGGAACUUACUACAUAUAUAUAUAUACACACCGUAUAUAAAACAAUAUCUAAAAAGCCCAGAAACCAGGCCUACUGGUUUCACUGGGGCCUUCUGAUUGCAGCCUAACUAAACAAAUUAGCUUUUGGUUUUGUUCAAUUAGGAUCCUCCAUUUGCAUUUGGUGUACAUUCUUACAGUCACAUAGCCUUGUGUAUUUGUUUUACCAAACAAUUCAUUGUUUUCUAAGUUUUCAUGCUAUAAUAAAUAUAUUGACUCUCUUCCCUUCUAGUGGCAGACUACCAAUAAUAAUCAAAAUUUGGGGGUUGGGUUUUUGAACACAGACACACACACCCCCGCGCAUUUACGCAGGGGUUAUGUUCCGAGCGUGCAUCAGUGAAAUUGUGUAUAUUUGAAACGCCAUUGAAGAAGCCUGCAAACACCCUACCCCUUUAUGUGACUUUUUGUGAUGUUUUCGGGUCACUUCCUGGUUCAGCAUGAUGCACACAUGUGUGGUUGCGCGCACAUUGAAUGCGCAUAAAUACGGGGUUGCCUGUAAUUCCAUUUCUGUCCCCAGGGGUAAACAUUAAUGUGACUCUUUAAUAUAUGGUAUUCCAGUGCUUUGGUAUUCCAGUGCUUUGGUAUUCCAGUGCUUUGGAAAGACCUUUCUUCUGUGAUGUUAAAACAGGAGUGGGCAGAUCUCAGGACUGCCAAACUGUUUAUCAGGAGUUGAAAAGAGAAAAACAAACAUGUUUCUGCCUGUUGCUGCAAAUUCACAAUUCUAUGUUGAGUGUCACAACCAACUGCCUUUUGAUUACAGGCAAGAGAAAAAUGUGGAAUAAGAAAACUUAAAAUAUAACUUUGAAAUAGAUUUACAUAAGUUAUUGCGGUUUGUGGGGUGUUCUUUGUACACCCCACAAGAUUGUACACAAUUUGUACACAAGAUUGCCUUUAUUAUAUGUUACAGGAAAAUGGACGAUGCAUCUCAAAACUGGAAAAUAUGGGUUUUCGAGUAGGACAGGGAUUAAUAGAAAGGUGAGUGACAUGUUUAGCUUCUCUCUUGACCCAUUAUUUUCCUUCAGAGUUGCAAAUAUUCCAGCAGGUUUCCUGAUGUCCUUAUAGCAUGUGUAAAUUCAGUAUAUAUCAUAAGACGCAGAAAUUCCCUAAGGGAUGUUGUUUUUAAAGAUGCCCCACACAAACUUUAGUGGCUGCAACGUGAUGGGAAAAUGAAGGGAAUUCAGUGGCGCUGCCUUGUACUAAGUGGAAGUGUUUUUUCUGCUUGUGCAAGACCUUUCUUGUGCCAAGAUUUGUAAUAAUUAUUUCUAGUUGUAGUUUCAAGUCAUGGUGGGGUGGAGGAAUUUGUUUUAUGGAUUGACCACCUUUUUGUCUAUAUUGUUUCUGUUUAUAACUUACAUUGGGUGUUGGGUUUUUAAUUUUUGGAAGUCACUUUGAAAUUUUUGUGGGAAGCUAGCUCAUAAAUUGAAUAAAUCGUUGGCAUAAUUGGAAACUAGAAAUCUGCCUUAUGUCAGGUCAGAUAACUUGUCCUUCUAGUCCAGUGUUGUGUACUCAGACCGGCAGUGACUUUUGGGGGCCUCAGGGUCAUUCUCAUCAUUUUUUACUUAAUCUGUUCUUUAAACCUCAGAUGCCAGGCACUGAAACUGGCACCUUUUAUUCAGCUAAUGACUUAUGCCCCCUCACCACAUCACGUGCAUGCAGCUAAUUAAAUGCCACUACUUUUAAUUGCUUUCUCUUAGGUUUACAAAAGAUACUGCCAGAUUCAAAGAUGAACUGGAUAUAAUGAAGUUUAUCUGCAAAGAUUUUUGGACUACUGUAUUCAAAAAGCAAAUUGAUAACCUCAGGACCAACCAUCAGGUAUUGUAAGAAACUGAACUUGUAGAGUUGCAUAUCAGUGCCAAGUGGGCGGAGAAGAAAUUAUACAUAAUUGUACAUUAUUGACAUUCAAAUACGUUAAUAUAAAUUUGGAUUCUGUCUGAAAUUAAAACAAUUGGGAUCAGCUCUGUCAGCACAAUUGCACAAUGAAGCAUUUGCUUGGAUUGUACUACAGUUGGGGCUGUAUGAUUAUAAAUAAGGCCUUCGUAUGUAGAAAGCAGUAAAAAGGUGAACAACCCUUAUUGGCACUCUAGUUUUCUUUCUGCAGGGUAUUUUCAUAUGUGAGAAUAUUCAAAUAGUAUUUUUCCACUUGCAGUUUAAAAUAAGCAAGGGAUCCAUCACAUUUUUUUCUGAUUCUAAUUAGGUUCUUAUUUCAGAAUAAUUUUGUUAGGGUCAUAUGCCAGCCACCUUGUGCUGUAAAGAGAAUUCCAUAAGGGUAACGUGUGUAGCUAAACAAUACAGAUUUAUUCUAUGGUGUUCCUUCAAUUUGGUUUUUGCUGUUUUUCUUGUUGUUAAUAUUGUACACUGUGUUAGGAAGAUUUUAUCUUGAAAAGCAGGAUUUGAAAGGAUGAAUGAAUAAUUAACAUAAUAAAACAAUCCAGCUAGUAACCAUAUUUGCAGAGACGUUAACUUCCUGGGGAGAAAGAUGUCCGCCAUUAACCUAGCCUUUCUUUCAAAGUGACUGGUUGGGAUGAUUGCAGUUUAAUUGACCAGACUGCAUUUGGUAGGAAAAUAACGUAUACUGCAUGUGUUUGCACGUACUUUGUAUAUUUUUCCAUGUAUAUUACCUAGCGGGGUUACAACAUUAAUAAAUGAUUCUUGCAUGAAUAGCCAAGGAAAAGGCAGGAUAUUACUAUAACUGUUAUUUAUUUUUUGCAGGGCAUCUAUGUACUACAGGACAACAAGUUCCGUCUUCUGACUCAGAUGUCUGCUGGAAAACAGUAUUUGGAGCAUGCUCCUAAGGCUUGUAUAAUUAACUAUAUCUUACGUAGUUCAUAAGAGCACCUUCAAAACCAAAUUUCUUCAUGGAGUUGCAAUACAGUGGUACCUCGGGAUGCGAACGGGAUCCGUUCCGGAGCCCCGAUCACAUCCUGAAUAGAAAGUAAGACGCUCGUGUGCGGGUCAUGUUUCGCUGCUUCUGCGCAUGCACGUGACAUCAUUUUGACCGUCUGCGCAUGCGCGAGCGGCGAAACCUGGAACUAAUGUGCUCCAUUACUUCCGGAUCGCCGCGGAGCGCAACGCGAAAAUAUUUAUCCUGAAGCAUAUUUCUCCCGAGGUAUGACUGUAUAUUCCUUACAUGUAUGGGGCAGGGGAGAGCAGCAGGAAUGGUCUUGCAAUGGUGUUAUCGUCUCCAUGCACUGGAUGUUCACAGUUGUGCUUUAUACUGUUUAUUCUGUGUUAAUGUGAAUUUUUGCAAGUUUGACAGAUAAACGUUGGAGGGGAAGCAAACUCUUUUAUAGCAGUAUUCUGUCAGUUGAUUGUAUUCUAGCUGUCAGAUCUACAUGUGCGCAUGCUAGUAUUAAAGAAGUAUCCUCAAGAUAGAUAGAUAGAUAGAUAGAUAGAUAGAUAGAUAGAUAUCACAUAUUACUGUGGGCCCUCUUUCCCCACUUCCUGCAUGGAAGUGUCUUCAAGCUGCUCUCGACAGGGUUAACACUCUCCUUAAAUAAUGAAAUUCAUACGUUGGAGGGUUGAUCCUGUUUUUUUUUCCCUGGAGGGAGAGCCAAGUGCCAAUAAUUAAUUAAUUAAUUAUUGUUAUUUAUACCCCAGCCACUCUGGGCGGCUUACAGCACACAAAAAUAUUGUAAAACAUUAGAUAUUUCCUGAUACAGGGUUGCCUUCAAAUGCCUCCAUGACAUUUUGCCCUUUCUACCAGUUACAACUGGCACACCAGUUGCACCCCUUCCUGGACGAAGAGACUGGCCACAGUUAUCCAUGUUCUGGGGAAACCCAGCCAGAUGGGCGGGGUAUAAAUAAUAAUAAAUAAUAAAUUAUUAUUAAGUUAUUAUAACUUCCAGAAUAGAUUAUUGUGUUGCAUGAUGAGGCCUCCUCUUUGAAAACAGUGUUGAAUAUUAAAUUCCUCGGCACAAGUUUAAAGAACUUUCAACAGUGUAAUGCGAGAAUUAUAUAAAUUAUCAGAAUGUCGUUUUGUUUGACUUAAUGUAUGGGUCUUUUCCCCCAUAGUACUUGGCAUUUACUUGUGGAUUAAUUAGAGGCGCUUUAUCAAACUUGGGAAUAAAGAGCAUCGUGACAGCCGAGGUUUCAACAAUGCCUGCAUGUAAGUACUCUUCUUCUUUGCAAAGUAUGUGUGCAAAUUGUCUUUCCCACUUAAUAUAAAGUUGGUGAGACAAAUGACCAAUUUUAGCAAUUAUGAGGUGGUUGCUCUUAAAAUAGCUUGUUGUAGCUAAGCUUGGCCAAUGAUAAUUUUGCAGUCUGAGGUGGAGGAUACGAUGGUACUUCCCAUCGCUCCCAAUCCAUUCCAGGAACUGUUUUCCCCCCUGCUUCAUCUGUGAGCAGCAGCCUAGUAUCGAAUAGGGAGGGUAGGACACAGGGCAAACACAAACCCUGCCUUCCACACCUCACUGUUGCCCCCUGCCCACCAGCAUCUGACUAAUGAUAAAGCCAGCCUUGGGUAUAGGUUGCAAAAACAUAUAGGGGGCUUAAAGGUAAAGGGACUCCUGACCAUUAGGUCCAGUCGUGGCCGACUAGGGUUGUGGCGCUCAUCUCGCUUUAUUGGCCGAGGGAGCCGGCGUACAGCUUCUGGGUCAUGUGGCCAGCAUGACUAAGCCGCUUCUGGUGAACCAGAGCAGCACACAGAAACGCCAUUUACCUUCCCGCCGGAGCAGUACCUAUUUAUCUACUUGCACUUUGACGUGCUUUUGAACUGCUAGGUUGGCAGGAGCAGGGACUGAGCAACGGGAGCUCACCCCGUCACGGGGAUUCGAACUGCUGACCUUUUGAUCGGCAAGUCCUAGGCUCUGUGGUUUAACCUACAGCGCCACCCGCAUCCCGUUUUAGGGGACUUAAGUGGGGGAAAUGUGUUGGGUGGUGGAUUUCUUAUGAAUUUCUAGCUAGAGACCUGCAUGCCUAACUGGAUACAGACUUCGCUCUAGAUUCAUGGGCUUUUUCAAGCCCUAACACACAGAUGUCACACUAAAUUGCUUGGUUUUUUCCUCUGUGUGUCAAGCCAAGCCGAGUGUGGCUGCAGUUCUGGAAAUACAAGAGUGGCUGAAGAGAGGCAUGCCAGAGGAGGCCUUGGAUCCAUCAGAUCCCACGCCAUCUCAUUCUUCCAACAAGGGAGAAAUAUUAUCCAAAUUAUGUGGAGUUACGGUAUUUUACCUCACAUUGAUUUUUUUGAAGAAGCAAAAUGGAGGAAAGGCAAAAAGCCACCAUGGCCAGCAUGAGCCCAGCAAGACUUUAGGAAGUGGCAGUUCUGUAGGAUUUCUCUGUAAGACUGUAAUUCUAAAUCCACUUACAGGGGAGCAAACCCCAUUGAACACAGUGGGAUUUACUUAUGAAGAAACAUGCAUAGGAUGUUGUAUCUUCAAACAUGUUGAAAUAAAUGGUGGUAGUAACUAGCUACUCAACCGGAGGCCCAUGGUGAAACAUGGAUAUCAGUUCUGUACCUACUUAAGUGAGAGUAAGGCUUACAGAACUGAAUAGGACAUCUGAGUAGAAACCUGAUUGCACUGGUAACGGUAAUUGGUUUUUUAAAAUAUGUCCGAACUGCCUCCUAAUACAGAAAGUUUGAGAGAUUUUUGUUAAAUCUAGCUAACAGGGUAGGGAACUGGAUCCAGCCAGUGGGCUGAAUCUCGAUUUUCGCCGCAAACCUACGGUUAACUUUCGGCAGGUUGGCAGAUGGUUACCCACCUGUCAGUCACCUGAUGUCACCAUGACAUCAGAUGGAGCAUUUUGCUUUGCCUGCAUGGUUUGAAGUCAAACCAUACAGGUGAAGGAAGUAUUUCCUUGACAGUGUUGCUGUACUGCUCAGCUGCUCUGCACUUACAGCUAGCUCUGUUUUGGGAUUGGCUGCAUUGGUGCUGACAGGAAGCCUCGCUUGUCAAAGAACAAUUGGGAGCACACAAUUGUGACCCCCCCCCAUGCUUUAUAUGUCUUGUGGACCAGAGGUUCCACACCCUUGACUUAUUGUUACUGGAGGAUAUAAUAAAGUACAUGUAACCAUACCACUUUUAACUACACGGAGUUGUUUCUUCUUGGUAAGAUGGAUGUUACAAUAACUUUCUUUCUUUACAGGCAAAUUUCAGGUGAUGAUACAGAAGAUAUAGCACAUGUACAGAACCAGCUUCCUGCCUUGUAAAAUGACAAAUAAAAUGUAUAUUUUAUUUAUAUCCGUAGUUUAUUGAAGCUGUCCUAUAUUGUAUAAAAUGCAAUAUAGUUUGAAACACAAAUUUUCAAGUAUGACCAAUAGCCAGAGUCUGCUGUAUAUCUUGCUUUUUUUUCUUUUUUGGUAGUCGCUAAGUUACUGUGUGUUUCAAGGAAGAUGAAGCUUACAAGUUUGUAAAGAUGGAAUGGAAACCUUGAUUAAAUUUCAAGCUCUAAUGUCUGGUUAGUUUUGCAGUACUUUGAUUUAGCAAUGCAAAAUUUGUUCCGAGCAUUGAUCUAGAGGUGGGUUUGACAAGAUCUUUGCAUAUAUAAUGGGGCACCCAGCUAUUAUCUGAACUGGGGCUAUAAUGUCUAAUAGAAUAAUUAGAAUGAUUAAUUAGAUGACAGACUUUUACAUUUGUUUUUAAUGCAAAUACUUCUAAAAACUGCAGAUGACGAGGCCAAUCUUUGAAAGGCAUUCUUUUCUAUUUUUAUAGGAGGGACUGCCUUUAAGAUAACAUACAUGUUAAAACAGGCCUAAACUAAAAGCAAAAAUUGCAACCAGACAAAAUUAGUCAUGGUUUAGUCCCAUCAGAUUCAUUGGGACAAGUUAGCCAUGCCUAAUAAGUCCCAUCAAGACUAAGCAUGACUACCUUAAGUCUGAAACUCUGAAUCCAACCCUUUGCAUGAUCAAAGCAUUUUCCCCCCAUCAGCAAUUUUAAAUUAAUAGCUUAAUGGGUGAAAACUCAUGAUUAAAUGACUGAAAUACCUUAGUCAGGUUGUAUCCCUCAUUUAACCGGCUUCCCCCUUCACAGCUUUUGAGAUACUAAAGAAAUAUUGCUGUAUGGAAUGGGGUUGAACUAGAAGAUGGUCUUCAGGCUCCCUGCCAGCUCUAGAAUUCUAUGGUUCUGACUUCAUUGUGUGCCUGCAAACACAUACAUAUAUUAUCUAUGCUAUACUACUUGGUUGGAAUAAAUUUAAGGUAUUGAAAGGUCUAGAUCCUACCUUUCCAAGCUGGCUCACCAAACAAAUAACAUGAUCAAAAUAUGUAAGUGAACAGGCCAAAACCAAGAAUAAUUAGCUAAGCGAAUUUAAAUGCCUACCUAAACAAAAAGGGUUUAAGUCCAGAUCCCGGCCUCUCUCAUGUUGCCCCAAGUGUAUCUUGGGUUAAAGGUGCGUUGAAACAUGCAAGGGGAGCCGCCCCCCAAUGACCUCAUGUGACCCACAAAAGUUGUCCCGGUGGGAAUGGAUUAUAUUGAAAGGGUUCCGUACUCCUCUUAUGGCUUUAAAGGUAGUGACCAGCACUUGGAAUUCAGCCUGGAAAUGUAUGUUCUCAAGGCCCAGCCCUGCUCAGCACUCUCCCUGCAACAUUUUGCACAAGCUGAAUUUCCAGAUGCUUUCAAAGGCAUGCCCAGGUAGAGCCCAUUACGGUACUUCAGUCUGGUGCUAAGAAGUAUGUGGCACCACGGCAGGACCUGGAGAGCACCAUGUUGGUUACUGCUGAUCUAUGUGUUAGCUGUGUGAGGAAAGGUCUUGGAGCACUUCUGAAUGAGUUGCAGUAAUUGCUUUCAAGGAUAGAAAGGCAUGAAUAACAACAGCUAGGUAUGAAGAGGAAGGCAAAUUUCUAAUGAACUUUCCACCAAAUAAAAUCUUGCUCAGCCUCUGACUUCAUAGGCAGUGACUGGCACACAUCAAGUUUGGAAAAAUAAAAUACAAGUAGAAUAUAUCU